AUGUACCUUAGCUAGCCCAUGUUAGAGGGGAAAGACCGAACCAAAAUAAUUCCGACACGCAUCAGCCCAAUAAACUGGAACUUGCCGCCGCCUCCGCCUCUUUUUUUCCCCCUUCCCACUGCCACCUGGGCUGCACCACCACACUUUGACGUCCCCAAGCACCUCUUUUUUUUCCUGCUCAUCCACAACCAUCUUGUCCCUUGCGGCUCAGUCGUUAAACUAACACUCUACUUCACAUAUUCCCAGCUGUUUUUUCCCUUCAAGCGCAUCGAAGGCAAUUGUCCUUUAUUAAUCCUUUUCUUUCACCGACAAAUAACCAACUUAAUUUAAUUCCUUGGUCGCCCUACUUUUUAUGUAUUUGUAAUAGGAAAAAAAAAUAAAAAAGUCCAACCAAGAGAAAAAAAGAAAAGAAAAAAAAUAGGAUCAAGCAUUUGGGACGCGGCGAAGCGCGAUCAUCAAUCAACAACACCUUCAUCUAUUGAAGGGGCAGCCACGUCCUCCAGCCACACAUACAGCCUGGUUAGCCAUUGAGCUCAACGAUGCGUCGUUGAUGCGCCUAGGCUGCAUUCGCGUUUCCUCCAAGUCAAUUUCGAAAUCUUGGUUGCAAAAUCUUCAAUCGCGUUACCUACUGAUCAUUAACAAGGCUCAUGGCUUCUGAGCAAGGUCCCGUCGCGACGGAAGCCCCACCCUUCUCGUCGUCAGCUUCCCAACCCUCCAUUUCUGAUCCUGACUCAGUUGAGACCUUGACUGCAGAAGCUGCUCGUGCGACACAAUCGCUGAAACGCCAGAGGGAAUCUUCACCGGUCUCGCCGUCUUCGGCCCUUUCCGCACUACACCGAGAACUAUCACCAUCCAAAUCUGCCAGACUCAUUGGCCUGUCAUCGAGAUACUCUCCUGCGCCUUUGACCGGAGCUGCAGCUGUCGAAGACGAACGGCAAAAGGAAGACGAGCAGUAUAAGCUCCAAGUUGCUGGCGAUAGUGAGAACCCUGCCUACAAAGCACAAUCCGCCUUGCUGUCCGCAAGUGCCCUUGCUAUGAGUCGAGCUGCGGACGAGCCCCAGGACGCGCCCUCCGAUAUCACGCAGGACAUACCCCAAGAUCUUUCCCAAGAUGCUUCUCAGUCGGACGAUGUACAACCUGCACCCCCCCCACCUGUCUCUAUACCACUCCCAGAUGCCCAUGAUACAGAACCCAAGCCAGACAAUAUCAGCCCUCAUAGCGCAACGAGUUUGGGGAGCUUAGGUGGUGGACCUAGCGCGCCGGUGACAACUAGCCCUGGUCCUAUGGAGCUUGAUAGUCGCAAUGACCGAUCUGGGGCCGGAACACAGCCACCAGCUCCGAUGGAGGAAAAAGGGGUCACUUCGCUAUCGUACCCCGGGAUGCUCCCAGCUUCCAACAUGCCUGCCCCCCCAGCACGGGGGAUGAGCUUACCUAUGACCCCAAAUCAACAAGGGACUCCGCGCUCGCCGAACUCAAAAAAACACAGAUGCCCUUACUGUGAAACAGAAUUUACGCGACAUCAUAAUCUAAAGAGCCACCUUCUGACUCACAGCCAAGAGAAACCGUACGUCUGCCAAACAUGUACCAUGCGUUUCCGUCGCCUCCAUGACCUGAAACGUCAUACGAAGUUGCACACUGGAGAAAAGCCUCAUGUAUGUCCGAAGUGUGAUCGGAAAUUUGCUCGUGGCGACGCAUUAGCACGUCAUAGCAAAGGACCCGGCGGCUGCGUAGGCCGACGAAGCAGCUUAGGAAGCUUCCUUGGUGAUGGAGAGGAUAUGGAAGGACAAAGUCACAUAGAUGGCGAUGACUCGGCAAUGACAGGUAUUGUAUAUGAAGGUGCUCACGAGAGCGACUUGACAGAGGAAGAGCGGCGACGCCUCAGCCUGCCUAGCAUCAAGGCUCAGCACGUUCAAGGGUCAAAUACAGGCCGACUCUACCCACCCAACGUUGAUCGAGGUUCUGGGAGCUCGAAUGCCUCGCAGACCCCUAGUGCUGGCAUCUCAUCCCUUCCCCUAGGCGCAGGCAACCCAGCCAUGUAUGCGCAAAAUGCUAUGACCGAGAGUCCCAAGCCUCUCAGCCCGUCCGGCGUCCAGAGUCAUGACUCUUCCAGUCUUAAUAGACAACACUCCCCAAGUCUUACUGCUCAACUUCAGCAGCAGCAAUUCAGCCGCCACCAGUCUGAUCGUCAUACCCCUCCAGUGCCUGGAUUUGUUGCAGCCGAUGCCGCCCGAUAUGCCGCCUCUGCUGCACAGAACUCGGAUCCUGUAACCCGGGUCGCACCGGGACAGCAGGCGGGUCCGGCUUCUGGCGUCGAUCAUUCUCAGGCCCCUGAUGUCCCUAGCCAAAAUGGCGGAAGCGGCGACAGUUCAAGCAAUAACAUUUUCGCAACUGACCAAGGAAUAUGGGUCUACAUUCACAGCCUUGAAGAACAAGUCAAACAACUGGGCGAACGGGUGCAGACGAUGGAGGCGAUGGGGAGGUCUCAGGAAGAGAAAAUAACGUAUCUUACCAACGAAGUAACAGUUCUACGAGGCCAGGUCGAGACCAAGACGGAGUCGAUGGACAAGACCAGCUAAGCAAAGCGAUGUUCCUAAUUAUAGGAGACAAUGACAUUAUGGGUCGGGAGACAUGACUUGCGAAGGGCUUGCUUGCUUGCUUGCUUGCUACGUACGUAUGCAUGGUGCAUAUGAUGGAAUUGGGGGGGGAGGCGGAUGCGCAUCUGAUUCUUUGCGGUCGUUACCUACUCCACCAAGGUGGAAAGUAGGAUCACAUUUACAGGAGAGGCGUUCGGGGAGUUCUUUUUCCAGUCGCCUUCCAAAAGUGGGGAGCAUUUCUUGUGAUCUGUUGAUUUACGAGUUCACCGAGGUCCUUCGUUCUUGAUUCUAGUGAUAUCCCUAUGGGUUCUCCGGACUUCCGAGUUGGAGUGGAAAUCGUCGUAGUUACAUAUCAUUUCUACCAUCUUUCCAUACCAUUCACUCUUAGGUCCGUGUAUUAUAUAUAGGCACAGAUAGAUUGCCACGAGGCAGGGCAAAAGAAAGAAGAAGAAAAAGAUCGAAACGAGGGCAUAACCAUCAUUUUAGUAUUAAUUAAUGAAUCCAAGAGAUGUUUCAAUUCUGUUA
Hypoxylon fragiforme is the source of this 3119-nucleotide messenger RNA. RefSeq lists its product as uncharacterized. The record is from RefSeq and is a predicted model, not a curated record. Lineage: Eukaryota; Fungi; Ascomycota; Sordariomycetes; Xylariales; Hypoxylaceae. The transcript is spliced from 3 exons. Bases 648 to 2576 code for a protein of 642 amino acids. Gene Ontology annotation, molecular function: DNA-binding transcription factor activity; RNA polymerase II cis-regulatory region sequence-specific DNA binding. Gene Ontology annotation, biological process: regulation of transcription by RNA polymerase II.